AUGAACUUUAACUAUAGCGGAAGAAGGCCAGCGACGGAUCUCAAGACCGUGCUCAAGACUGAAAUUAAAGAGUGGCAUUUCCACAUCUACUUCCAUCAAACCAACGCCGAGGAGCGACAGUAUGCACUGGAGCUCCGGGACGCAAUUCUUUGCUUGCGUCGCGAUGGCGCGUUUGUUGCUGUCCCACUCUUCCGUGUGAACGAAGUUCCCAUGGGUCCACAUCCAGUUGGGUCGUAUGAAGUCUGGGUACCCUCAGAAACCUUUGCCUCUGUGUACUCGUAUCUUUGUAUGAACCGAGGUCCUCUCAGCAUAUUGGUCCACCCCAUCACUCGAGAAGAGCGUAUGAAAGUUCUCUUCUGUCUGAUGCCUGCUGAUGUUGUCAGCGAUCACGACUCCCGCAGCUCUUGGAUCGGGCCCCCCUUCCCGCUCGAUCUGACCAAACUUCCUAUACUGACCGUUACCGUCCCUCUUCAAUACCCGAGUCUAAGUACAACAAGAGUUGAUCCAGUUCUGUCACCAACAUUGAACAUUUCUCUAGAGGUCGGGUAUUCUUCCAACAAUCCGUACAUGAGCCUGGAAGAUCGUGCUGCCCUUGGAGCCAACGUUGAGAAGAUGCUUUUGAAGGAAAAGGACGCUGCGAGGGCUCCAAUGGCUUCGUAA
Mycena indigotica is the source of this 660-nucleotide messenger RNA. Its product is annotated as DOPA 4,5-dioxygenase. The coding region runs from base 1 to 660 and encodes 219 amino acids. NCBI's taxonomy places the organism in Eukaryota, Fungi, Basidiomycota, Agaricomycetes, Agaricales, Mycenaceae. The record is from RefSeq and is a predicted model, not a curated record. The transcript is spliced from 6 exons.